Messenger RNA from Trichoplax adhaerens, 742 nucleotides. RefSeq lists its product as hypothetical. Gene Ontology annotation, cellular component: proton-transporting V-type ATPase, V0 domain. The transcript has 10 exons. Gene Ontology annotation, biological process: proton transmembrane transport. Gene Ontology annotation, molecular function: proton-transporting ATPase activity, rotational mechanism. The coding region runs from base 1 to 612 and encodes 203 amino acids. The record is from RefSeq and is a predicted model, not a curated record. Lineage: Eukaryota; Metazoa; Placozoa; Uniplacotomia; Trichoplacea; Trichoplacidae.
AUGAGCACGGAUGGCGGAGAUUGCGGACCUGUCCGCGCCGAACAGACAGGGUUAUACUACAUUCUAUCUGGUCUUGGCUACCGUUUUGAUAUAGGAUGGUUUUUUGAAUCUACUUCACCAUUUAUGUGGGCUGAUCUUGGGAUUGGUCUUGCCAUCUCAUUAUCUGUUGUUGGCGCUGCAUGGGGUAUCUUUGCAACAGGUUCUUCGAUCGUAGGUGGCGGUGUCAAAGCUCCUCGUAUCAAGACUAAGAAUCUUGUCAGUAUCAUCUUCUGUGAAGCUGUUGCCAUUUACGGAAUCAUUAUGGCUAUCGUCUUGAGCAAUAAUAUCGCUCCCUAUGAUACUACAGGUUCAAGUGCUAUCUUAAGGCAAAAUUAUUUUGGAGGCUACUCCAUAUUUGCUGCUGGUUUAACGGUUGGAUUAUCGAAUUUAGCCUGUGGUAUUUGUGUCGGUAUCGUAGGAAGCGGUGCUGCCUUAGCUGAUGCUCAGAACGCGUCCCUUUUCGUCAAGGUACUUAUCGUGGAAAUUUUUGGUAGUGCUAUUGGACUGUUUGGUGUAAUCAUUGGUAUCAUUCAGGUUAGCAAGUCUGGUAUGGGAAAUAAACUACCUGCUUAGCAAAUCUGCUGUUGGAAAUAAAAUUAAGAAAAAGCCUCCAAAGUUUGAAAACCUAGUCUAAAAUUGCUUGAAGCUAACGUUGCUAUUCAUUUUUCAACAUGUAAAUUAUGCAACAAAGAUCUGAAAUAAU